AUGGCCACCACCUACAACCAGAUGAACCCGCUGAUCAUCGCCGUAUUGAUUGGGUGCGGUGCUGCAUUUUCCAUCGAACAUUGGGUCUAUAAAAGAGAUGCGGUCACCGCCGUCAGCACGCGGAUUGACGCAGCCACGCUAGCAAAGAUCGAAACGAUUUGCGCUGCCCUCCCGACAGCGGCCCAAAGUGCAUGCUUGGCAAUCAAAGACGCGAUUAACAGCCAGGAGUCGGCGCAAGACCGGCACAAACUCAUCAAACAAGCCGUGCAGAGCGUUCGAGACCCGGCUGCCCUGGUGGCUCUCGAAGAUGCGCAGAUGAAGAUUAUCGGACUCGUACCAGAAGGCAAC
Molecule: messenger RNA, 348 nt
Organism: Mesorhabditis spiculigera
Lineage: Eukaryota; Metazoa; Nematoda; Chromadorea; Rhabditida; Rhabditidae
Source: the annotation of a GenBank genome assembly